This is a messenger RNA of Pimephales promelas (fathead minnow), 3391 nucleotides long. RefSeq names its product BRF1 general transcription factor IIIB subunit b (gene brf1b). Gene Ontology annotation, biological process: transcription preinitiation complex assembly; DNA-templated transcription initiation; transcription by RNA polymerase III. Gene Ontology annotation, molecular function: RNA polymerase III general transcription initiation factor activity; TBP-class protein binding; RNA polymerase III type 3 promoter sequence-specific DNA binding. Lineage: Eukaryota; Metazoa; Chordata; Actinopteri; Cypriniformes; Leuciscidae. Gene Ontology annotation, cellular component: transcription preinitiation complex; transcription factor TFIIIB complex; nucleus. The record is from RefSeq and is a predicted model, not a curated record.
GAGAAAGAGUGCAAUAAAGUAUCGGCUUAACAACUCCCACCCUUCAUAUUAUCGCGCUUUAAGACCGGGGUCCGCCACUGGCCCAGUGCACAUGAAAAAUGGGGGGGUUGGAGUGUAAACGUUUAACUUUGUUGAUUAACUGAGAUUGUAAUAAAUAUACAUUAAUGAUUAAUAUUUCUAUAAAACAUGUAUUAUGGCAUAAAUUGCUCAUAUUAGUGAAAUUUACUCAUCAAAAUAUCUAAACAAAGAACUGUUGUAUAGUGGCCACCCCUCUAUUUUCAGUUUUUAUAACAGCCCAUAAUGUCGUAUCCAGUUGGGUAGAAAAAGCCUUGGUUUAAAGUCACAACUGUUAGGUGUUAUUAGAUAAUAUUUUAACAUAUAUUCUAGACAUGUUGCUCAAUGAAAUGCGUUGUUUGUCAAUUAAAUAGUUUAUGUGAAAAGCUAACUAUAAACAGGACUGUAAAGGAUACCGGUUUAAACUGUUUGAUCUUUAGUCAAGUCUUUACUUCCUUUGACUGGUGAGUGGAUUGCUAUUGAAGGCUAACGUUAACAACAUAACAUUGUUUGUCUGCAUCUUCCUGCCAGUAUGAGUCGUCAGUGUAAGAACUGUGGUGGAGCAGACAUCGACACAGACCCAUCCCGGGGGAGUGCGGUCUGUACAGCCUGUGGUUCGGUUCUGGAGGAUAAUAUCAUCGUUUCUGAGGUUCAGUUUGUGGAAAACAGCGGAGGGGUGUCUUCAGCAGUUGGCCAGUUUGUAUCUGCAGAUGGUACUUCCAAAGCUCCGGUCCUGGGCAGUGGGUUCCACACAAGUCUGGGAAAAGAAUCGCGUGCUCAGACACUCCAGAACGGGAAACGGCAGAUACACAACCUCGGCAGCCAGCUGCAGCUGAACCAGCACUGCCUGGAUACGGCCUUUAAUUUCUUCAAGAUGGUUGUGAGCAAGCACUUGACUCGAGGGCGAAAGAUGACACACGUCAUAGCCGCCUGCCUCUACCUGGUCUGCAGGACAGAGGGAACGCCACACAUGCUCCUGGACCUGAGUGAUCUUUUACAGGUUAAUGUUUACAUUCUGGGAAAGACCUUCCUCCUGUUGGCCAGAGAACUCUGUAUCAACGCUCCAGCCGUCGAUCCGUGUCUGUACAUUCCACGAUUCGCCCACAUGUUGGAGUUUGGUGAAAAGACUCAUGAGGUUUCGAUGACUGCUCUGAGACUGUUGCAGAGGAUGAAAAGAGACUGGAUGCACACUGGGCGGCGACCAUCAGGCUUGUGUGGCGCAGCUCUGCUCGUGGCAGCUCGUAUGCAUGAAUUCCGUCGGACAGUGAAGGAGGUGAUAUCUGUCGUCAAGGUGUGCGAGGCCACGCUGAGAAAAAGGCUUACAGAGUUUGAGGAGACCCCCACCAGUUCCCUGACCAUUGAUGAGUUCAUGCGAGUGGACCUUGAGCAAGAAUGUGAUCCUCCAUCUUUUGUUGCUGGAAAGAAAAAACUUAAGAUGCAGCAGCUGGAGCACGAGUUGUCCAAGAAACUUGAGGAAUAUCAAGGUGAGAUCAACUCAUACCGCGAUGAGAUUGAGACACAGCUGGCAGGGAGCAGCAGAACCAAACUGAGAGGGAUUUAUGCCUCCUACACAAGAGAAGAUGAUGACUGUGUGUCUUUGGCCUCUGGGGUGACUGGGGACGAAGAUCCAGACGAUGAAGAAAUGGAGGCAGCAGCCCAACAUCUCAACCAGAAUUUCAUCAGUCAGGUGCUAGAGCGGGGGGACCAGGAAGGAAUGGAAGAUCAGGAGGCGAGUAAGGAUACGGUACCGAUAUCUAGUAUGCAGUCCACACGUAUGCCCCUGACAGCCCUCUUCGGCCCUUUACCCAGCGCUGCCAGCCUCGGUCUAACAGACUCCAUUCGGGAAUGCAUCGCAGAGGAGACUAGAAACAUGGAAGAUAAAUCUGGCAAUGGGGAACUUGAUCUAGAUGGGAUUGAUGAAGAUGAAAUCGAAAAGUACAUUCUGAACGAGAUAGAGGUGGAGGCGAAGACAGAACUGUGGAUGAAGCAAAAUGAGGAGUAUUUGAAGGAACAGAAAGAAAAAGAAGAAAGAAUAGCUAAAGAAAAGGAGCAAGGGACCUAUAAGGAGAAGCCAAAGAAGCCGUCCAAGAAGCGAGAACCGAUCCUGGCCAGCACUGCGGGAGAGGCCAUUGAGAAGAUGCUGGAGCAGAAAAAGAUUUCCAGUAAGAUCAAUUAUGAUGUUUUGUGGGACCUCAACAGCAAGGGCAGCGGGAGCAACACCACCCAGCAAGCCGAGGACGUGCCCGCCGUUGGCUCUGGACGCAAGAAGUUGACCCGCCGCAAGAAGCAGCCAAACAAGAGCAAUCUUGGGCUUGCUAAACCUGCAAGCCUCAUGGGCAAGAGGCUCCGCCCUUUAAUAUCGUCCGCUCCCAAGAAAAAGAGGACACCAACCACACCGGUCACUGCCAACAUCCCCACGCUGUUGCCUCCUGCAGCCCCAGAGCCCCCUCCGGCCCCCACCCCUCCCCCCAUGUUGGAAAUUGGGCCUGUGGCAUAUGAGGAACCUGCAGAGGAAGAAGAGGAAAAUGAGGAAGAGGCAGAAGAGUCUUGCGUUAGUGCCAUGGAGCUGAUAGGUGGAAAUGAUUACGGGUGUGAAGCUGAAGAAGAGGAAGUCUUUUAGACUGAACUUGUCUGCCCACCAAACUUGUCCUUCCAUUACCUUGUACAGUGAAGAGAAGAGCAUUUAAAGCACAUUUGAGACGCCUAUAAUAUGCUGAGCAUUUACGAAAGGUCACUCUCGCUCAGUGCAGUACAUAUGACUGGUUAAACUGCAGCAUCUGUGUGAUGAGUGAGACACUACGGAAGAAGGUGGCUGGCACCAUUUUAGCACUGAAGUAGUUUGCUGAGGAUCUCAGAGAAGAUGUUUCACAGGUGCAGUAGGAUUUAAACAUGUGAAGAUACUGAUGUCUGCUCAGCUAAUAAUGUUGGAUGCAUUGUGGGACAAUGUACUAGCGAUUUGUUUUACACUUAUUGUACCACAUUUAUUGUACAUAUAUAGUAAGAAGCUGUAAAUAUAUGGCACUGUGUUUAACUUUUUAUUUUUAACCUAUUUAAUGCUACAUGUGUCUGUAUAUAUGUAUAUGUGACAGCUUUUUGUCAAAUGCACUGUUUUAUUUCCUAAUUCCAUGAAAAGUAAAUGUUCUUCUGUGUUGGGUUGUGAUAAAUAUUAAUGUGUAAUAUACUGCAGUGUAUUGUACAGAAAGGAUGUUACCCUCGUUUUUAUCCGUUUUCAUUGAAUACUGUUGUGAGAUGUAGAUUUCAGAGUACAGAUCUGUGAUUGAAAAAUUAGUGACUAGAACAAUAUAAGGUAUGUGAAUAAAUUCACAUUUAUUCAGGA